CAAGCCUGCUGCCUGCUGGGCAUCCGAAACCUUGGGCAGUGACGGGCGUAGGCUGUGCUAUAGGGUCGAGUGGUAUCCAGGAGGAUGAAGCAGGUAGAGUUGCAGGGAUGCUGCACUGGGAGGAUAAUGAUAAAAAAGUCUCGGGGAGGUAGACGCACUGGCCUUGGAGCCUAAGACUGAACUGAACCCCUAGUAGUAAGGAGGGUGGGGAAAACCUGGGGUACUAGGGGAAUGCUAGGAGGAGCACAGAGACACAUCUGGGAAGAAAGGGCACUCACGCAUGAAGGCCGCCUGUGCAUUUCGGGAUGGCCUGCCAUCUGUCUGUUCCUUAUGUUCCCCAGGGCCUAGUGGAUGAUACUGAGGAUGUGUCCCUGGACUUCGGCAAUGAAGAGGAGCUGGCCUUCAGGAAGGCCAAGAUCAGGCACCCCCUGGCUACCUUCUUCCACCUGUUCUUCCGAGUGAGUGCCAUUGUCACCUAUGUGUGCUGCGACUGGUUCAGCAGGAGCUUUGUGGGCUGCUUUGUCACCGUGCUCCUCCUCUUGUCCUUUGACUUCUGGUCUGUGAAGAAUGUAACAGGAAGACUCAUGGUGGGUCUUCGAUGGUGGAACCAGAUAGAUGAAGACGGGAAAAGCCACUGGAUAUUUGAAUCCAGAAAGGUCUCUGCAAACCAUAUGGCUGCCACUGAAGCAGAGGCACGCAUCUUCUGGCUCGGUCUCAUCAUCUGCCCAGUGAUCUGGACUGUGUUCUUCUUCAGUACCUUGUUCUCCUUGAAGCUGAAGUGGCUGGCUCUCGUGGUUGCUGGCAUUUCCCUCCAAGCUGCGAACCUCUAUGGCUACAUCCUCUGUAAGAUGGGGGGCGACGGUGAUAUGAGCACAGCUGCAGCUAGCUUUCUGUCCCAGACAGUGUUUCAGACGGAUUCCCCAGGUGACUUUGAGAAGCCCAGGAUGGAAGGGCUGGACAUCCACCAGCACUAGGCUGCUGUGGCUGGUGAAUCUGGGGCUUCAACAAAAAAAGACUGGCCUUUGUCACAGCUCCUGCCUUAAAGAGAUGGAGAAAAGGAGAAAAGGAGAAAAGGAGAGCGUUGGAAAAGCCUUGCUCUUUUGUGCCUGCUUCAGUGUGGCUGCCUGGGGCUCCCUGCUGGGACAGUAAAGGAGGAAAGACACAACAUGGGCCCCAGCUGUGUCCCUCCUCAGCAACAGACGAUGUUGCCUUGCUGUGGCCACAAGUCAGUUGGGUAGCAUGUGGCAAAGGCAGAUUCUAGGCCCAAAGAACUGUUUUCCUCUGCUCUGGGUGGCCCAGAGGUCUGCAAGAGAUUCACUAACCCGCAGCCCAGGAAAAAUGAGAGUACGGAAAGGGAACCAGCUGGGGCUCUCAACAAACAACUAAGAAAGGGAAUGAGGAGGGGCGAGCUUCUGGGCAUCUCUGAGGAAACACACGUGUAAACGUGGAACACACACUGACUCUUAGGUGAGCAGAACCCUCAGUGCACACACCCUGUCCUCUGCCUACCCCCCCUAUCAUGUCAUCUUUAUGGUUCUUUCCAGCUGCAUAGUCACUCACAUGCGCACGGAUGCACACACUCACCAUCCUGAGUAUGGAACCCAGGGGAACCUCCCUCAAGCCCCGGUCCCCAUGUUGCUACUCAAGGCCCUGUUCAAACACCUCAGUCCUCUCUUCCCUGACAGGAAAAAGCCAGCUCCCACACUUGGGUACAUAGUCAUCUGCAGCUGAACCCAAUCCACCUCAGGCUCUGAGACCCAGGCACCUGGUCCUGCCCCACCUCCUGCCCCCAUCACGGGAGUCGACCACUCCGGCAAGCUCAACUCUUACUCUGGGGAAAGUGAAAUCUAUGGGGCAGUAGAGCCCCUGUCCCCUCACAGCAAACCAAUACCUGGGUGAGCCUGGGAUAGAGAGAGAUGCACAUCACUCCCUCAUCUGAAGACCAUUUAGAGCAGAAAUCCUAGGACACCCAACACGGUGUAUAUGUCAAAGC
This is a messenger RNA of Grammomys surdaster, 1993 nucleotides long. RefSeq names its product trans-golgi network vesicle protein 23 homolog A (gene Tvp23a). The transcript has 7 exons. Gene Ontology annotation, cellular component: Golgi membrane. Gene Ontology annotation, biological process: protein secretion; vesicle-mediated transport. The coding region runs from base 306 to 974 and encodes 222 amino acids. Lineage: Eukaryota; Metazoa; Chordata; Mammalia; Rodentia; Muridae. The record is from RefSeq and is a predicted model, not a curated record.